AUGAACACCGUUGAGGUUUCUUUCGCAGUGGCAAUGCUGUUACAGGUCAGCACUGGGGUCUCAGUGAAUGUUUUCCUUCUCCUCUUUUAUACCCACACUGUCUCCACCAGCCACAAGCCCAGCUCCUCAGACCUAAUACUCUCCCACCUUGCAUUGUCCAACACCAUCAUUCUUCUCACUGUUGGAAUCCCAGAGACCAUGUCAGCCUGGGGACAGAAUAAUUUCCUAAACAGUAUUGGAUGCAAAACUCUCAUCUACCUUUAUCGAGUGGCCCGGGGACUGGCCAUCUGCACCACCUGCCUCCUGAGCGUCUUCCAGGCCGUCACCCUCAGUCCCGGCACCUCCCGCUGGGCAGGAACCAAAGUCAAAUUACCCAAAUGCAUCAUCCCCUCCUGCCUCCUCUCCUGGAUCCUCAAUCUGCUAAUAGAAAUUAAUACAGCACUAAACUUCACAGGUCCCCAGAACAGUAGCGGCAUUCGAUAUCCCCUAGAUCUCAAAUAUUGCUCCCGAGUCAGUGUCAGCGCAAAAACCAACCAGGUUGUUGCAGUUGUGCUUUCCACCAGGGAUCUGCUGUUCGUGGGGCUCAUGACUGUGACCAGCAGCUACAUGGUGUUUAUCCUGUUCAGACACCACCAGCGGGUCCAGCACCUUCACGGUCCUGGCCACUCCCCCAGGGUGAUGCCCGAGGUCAGAGCGGCCAAGAGGGUUGUUGCCCUGGUGACGUUCUAUGUCAUCCUCUAUGGACGACAGUCAAUCAUGCUGAGUUUUAUACUGAACAUGAAAGAAAAUUCCCCUCUGCUGGUAAAUACCCACAUGGUGCUGUCAUUCACCUUCUCGGCCAUCAGUCCAUUCCUGGUGAUUCACAGUGACCGGAGGAUGAGGACAUUCUGGAAAAAGGAAUCUCCUCUUUCCAGUACCGAUCCUUCUUAG
Messenger RNA from Ornithorhynchus anatinus (platypus), 930 nucleotides. RefSeq names its product vomeronasal 1 receptor ornAnaV1R3065. Gene Ontology annotation, molecular function: pheromone receptor activity. The record is from RefSeq and is marked inferred. The transcript has a single exon. Gene Ontology annotation, biological process: G protein-coupled receptor signaling pathway. Gene Ontology annotation, cellular component: membrane. NCBI's taxonomy places the organism in Eukaryota, Metazoa, Chordata, Mammalia, Monotremata, Ornithorhynchidae. Bases 1 to 930 code for a protein of 309 amino acids.